CGGCCAUGUUGGAUCACAGUGUGGACGAAUAAGUGAGGAGAGAAGAGGCAGACCGAGGAGCUGAGAAGCUGCGCUGAUAAUGAACAGACAUACGAGGACAUUUCUAGCUUGCAUGCUAAAAGUCAGAAAUGAUUUGUCCUCCAGCAGCAGGACUUCCUGUCCGUGUCCUCAAAGAUGCACUGUACCGAUACGGGCUCAGUCCACCGGAGUGAAAACGCGCUCGUAUCUGCAGUAUGUUAAAAGGAAAAUAAUCGCACCCAAAGCUCCCCCGUACAGUCACGUGUGUCAGGUCGGAGACCCGGUGCUGCGUUGCAGAGCUGCAGAUGUGGAGCCGGAAGCUGUACAGGGAGCGGAAGUGCAGCGCGUCAUUAGCACCAUGGUAACGGUGAUGCGCAGGCUGAAGUGUGUGGGACUGAGCGCGCCGCAGCUCGGGGUUCCUCUGCGCAUCGUCGCGUUGGAGUAUUCCGAGAACAUGCUACAUGAGAACCCUCCGGCUGCCAUCGAAGCCCGCGGUCUGGUCGCAGUGCCCCUGAAGGUCUUCAUUAAUCCUCAGCUCCGUGUGCUGAGUGGACACACUGUCACCUUCCAGGAGGCCUGUGAGAGCAUCUCGGGCUUCUCGGCUUCCGUCCCACGUUACACCUCUGUCGAGGUUUCAGGUCUGAAUGAAAAAGCUGAGCCUGUCACCUGGCAAACGAGUGGCUGGCCAGCAAGGAUAUUACAGCACGAGAUGGAUCACCUCGAUGGAAUUCUUUAUGUUGACCGCAUGGACAGUAAAACGUUUAUUAAUGUUAACUGGGAGGAAUACAAUGAAUAACUGCAUA
Clarias gariepinus (North African catfish) is the source of this 821-nucleotide messenger RNA. RefSeq names its product peptide deformylase, mitochondrial (gene pdf). NCBI's taxonomy places the organism in Eukaryota, Metazoa, Chordata, Actinopteri, Siluriformes, Clariidae. The transcript is spliced from 3 exons. Bases 80 to 814 code for a protein of 244 amino acids. Gene Ontology annotation, cellular component: mitochondrion. Gene Ontology annotation, molecular function: peptide deformylase activity. Gene Ontology annotation, biological process: peptidyl-methionine modification; N-terminal protein amino acid modification. The record is from RefSeq and is a predicted model, not a curated record.